UCAACAUCCCCAUCCCCGAUCACGAAAACACGGCGACCAUCCUGCUCUUGCUCGAUCAGCUUGGGUGUUCUCGAUCAAAGAAGGACAGCAUGACUCUGCAAUGCACGUUCUGCAAUCAAGACUUCCGCAGGUCCGAGCACCUGGAGCGUCACCUUCUGCGCCACAUCGGAGCCAGGCCCUUCGUCUGUACCACUUGUGGGGCGGACUUUGCGAGAAGAGAUACUCUUCUUCGUCAUGUACGGAGUCAUGCCCAACCGCCUCCCGCACUACCAGGUCCAGGAAGCCGUCACCGCCGUGUCUGCGUUCCAAGGGCUUGUCGCCCCUGCGCUGAGUCCAAGCAGAAGUGCGACGGCCGGGAUCCAUUCCUAAGAUGCGUUGGGAAGCAAAGAACAUGUGUCUAUGUUGCCGAUCAGAGACGCAGUGCUCACCGCCUGGACACGCUUUCGUCUCUAGAUCAUGGGCCCUCACUAUCCGGCCAAUGUGAAGCAAGCCAGGCUAUUGUUAAUCAAGCAUCGGAAACAUCAAAGGCAUUUGAAGAAUCCUGUGAGCCGGCCGCGCCCCAUCCCGUAGCGCCCAAGCAUCCCAAUUCACUGGCCUCGUCUUUCUGUCUCCCAGAUGAAGUUAGUCAUCAACUGGGAAUCUCAGUCCUCGAUGGAUCACCCCUCGGAAAUGGAACAUCGUGGCUUACGGACUGGUAUCCUGAGCUUCCUGUUACCUUGAGCUUCAUGAAUGAAAGCUACAACGCAACUGAAGGCUCUAACGGCACUCGCACUGAGGGGCUCCAGGGUAAUGCAUCCGACCAGAUUGUAUUGGACCCUACCAAUUGGCCGUCAGCACGAGCACCCAGGCCUAUAUUCACCAGCGACCAAGCGCUGGAUAUGAUCAUCACCAAUCAACCUCCUCCUAUAGGACUAUGGCCUUCUCAUCAUCCAACCAUUCAUCACCCCCUGCACCAACAACCUAGCGAUCAGAGUGUCACAGAAGUCACUGAUCAUACCGAUGACGUGAUGGCGAAUGAUAUGACCUGGAAGAUAGAGGACUACCACCAUGUACCAGCCCUAGGUCAACAGACCUACAGCGUCAUGUGCGUUCACUUCGCCACAUUAAACGCAGACAAUGAGUUUCAUCAAGCCUUCACUUACAAGCCCUUCCCAACAUAUGAAACCACAGCGGCGUUUGUCCAAGCAUAUUUCGAGCAUUUCCAGCCACUCUUCCCUAUCAUUCACCAGCCAACGUUCCAUCCUCGCGAAACACCGUGGAUCUUAACGCUCGCUGUGACUGUCAUCGGAAGUCGAUACUCGGCCCUCGGUAUGGAUAGCGCCGCCUUGCAUUUACAUGAGUUUCUGCGCCGGUCAAUAAAUCUCUGGAACGAACGAGGCUUUGCAUCCGAUCCGUCGUCUAAUUUAUGCCUUGCUCAAGCCACCGUCCUCAGUCAAAUUGGGAUGAUGUUUUCUGGUAGCAUGGAGAUGGCUGAGCAUGCGCAGAAGAACAUGUCGCACGUUGCUCUCAUCUGUAAGAAAGCAAGUGAUCCUUCUAGAUAUCGAUCGUACCGCGAUCCCGCAGAUUGUCCGCGCCAAGGUCUAGAAGAAUGGGAGACUUGGGUCUAUGCAGAGAGCUGCAGGCGUCUCGCUUAUCUCUCCUGGCUCGUGGACUGUCAACUUGCCUUGUAUUUCGACCUAUCGCCUACUCUUCCUAUCGAUCUCCUGCAGGUUCCAAUGCCAUCGAGUCAGGCACUUUGGGCGGCGGAAUCGCAGGACUCUUGGCUGUCUGACUUUGCAACAACCCCUGAUCCCUCCGUUUCGUACAGUUUGCGGCAGGCACUGGACGAGCUUUACGUAUCCAGGAAGGUUCCAAACCACUGCACCGAACUUACAAGACUUCUUUUGGCAGUUGGUGUCUAUUUCGACGAACAGCGCGGGCCAGACGCCAGCGUUUAUCUCGAUGUGUUACGCAAGGACGAGGAUGAAAUUACAGGCUCAGACCGGCUCGGCUGGUUAGCCCUCGAACAUAAUCACAUCCUUAGCCUCCUUCUUCCCUUGCCCAUAAGAGAGCUUAUGGCAUUUUCCGGCUGGCGUGUUAACGAGGUAGAACGCAGCGAGGCCGAUCUCAGACUGGCCCGCUGGGUCAGAAAUGAAGGAGCUGGGGCACGGCUGGUCAUCUACCAUGCGGCCAAGGUCUAUAGCUGUAUACGUGAACGCCCAUUUGCUAUCUAUAGCGAGACAAUGGCGUUUCUGACCGCCACGUUGGCCAUCUGGGCCGUAACAAUGUCCGUCAACCGCAGUGCUCAGCCGUCGUGGCCCUCGACAGAAGACCAUUCCUUCGGACAGGGUCGCCUUAAGACCCUCCGUUUCGAUAGGUUUACUGAUCGCUCUACCAUCAUUGACUGGGUUUCUGGGAAAGGGAACGUACGUCCUUACCUUGCUGGUGUUGGAGCGCUCGAAGGCUCGAUGGUCGCACCACUAUUAAUUAGGGAGAGCGUGAGGGUGCUUAGAAAGAAGUUGAGCUGUAUGUUCAGCGACGCUGUAAGCAGGAUACUUCAGUUCCACUUUGAGUCGAGGCACUAUAUUGCUAUGCUUGUGUAAUAGUUAUAUAACUUAAGACAAGGUUAUGUAAUAAGAUAUACCAAAUAUAGUUUCUAAUAUUGUG
Molecule: messenger RNA, 2646 nt
Organism: Fusarium redolens
Lineage: Eukaryota; Fungi; Ascomycota; Sordariomycetes; Hypocreales; Nectriaceae
Product: fungal-specific transcription factor domain-containing protein
Exons: 6
Coding region: 90-2582 (830 amino acids)
Biological process (GO): DNA-templated transcription; regulation of DNA-templated transcription
Molecular function (GO): zinc ion binding; DNA binding; DNA-binding transcription factor activity, RNA polymerase II-specific
Source: RefSeq, a predicted model, not a curated record